CUUAUAACUUUACAAGGUCUGCUCUGUUCUAUUUCCAACAACUGUGAACUCAACGACAAUAGAGGGAACCUUUUGGUUGUGUUUGGGUUUGGGUUGGGGGUGGGGUUGGCCUUCUCUACAUCUUGCUUCCUCUCGACUCCAAUUCCAGGAUCUGUACUCUUCUCAGAUAGUGCAGUCGGCUUUUUGGUUAGUGCUAUUUUUUCUUGGGGGAUAAUAUGAGCUUUACGGGCCCUUCUGUGGGUUCUGGUGCUAGAACUGUUAGAAGAGCAUUUGAAUUUGGACGGACCUAUGUAGUCAGACCCAAAGGUAGACAUCAGGCAACUGUAGUUUGGCUACAUGGCCUUGGUGAUAAUGGCUCUAGUUGGUCCCAGCUUUUGGAGACCCUUCCUAUUCCAAAUAUUAAAUGGAUAUGCCCAACUGCUCCUACUCAGCCAAUCUCUGUGUUCGGUGGUUUUCCUUCCACUGCUUGGUUUGAUGUGGAAGACCUUUCAGAAGAUGCUUCUGAUGAUUUAGAGGGUUUGGAUUCUGCUGCAUCACAUGUUGCAAAUUUGCUAGCAAAUGAGCCCGCUGACAUUAAAAUUGGAGUAGGGGGUUUCAGUAUGGGUGCUGCUGCUGCCCUAUACUCUGCAACCUGCUUUAUCUCAGGAAAGUAUGGAAAUGAUAAUCCUUUCCCAGUUAAUAUAAGUGCAGUUGUUGGAUUAAGUGGAUGGCUUCCAUGCGCCAAGAUCUUACGUAACAAGAUAGAAGGGGUGGCGGAAGCCACAAGGCGUGCUUCAUCCUUGCCCAUUUUGUUGUGCCAUGGGAAAGUUGAUGAUGUGGUCAUCCACAAAUUUGGGGAGAAAUCUUCACAGGUCUUGAGUUCGACUGGAUUUCAGGACGUCACGUUCAAAUCGUAUUCAGCGUAUGUUAUACUUCUAUCUCAGACAACAUAUUACAUGUACUUUGACCAGCUAGGAGAAGAAUGUGAAGCCUUCUCAUUUAAGAAAUAUAUAUUUAUAUAUAUAAUUUUAUUACUAUUAUUAUGUUCUUUCUGAUUGUGUGUAAUGGAACUCUUUCUUUGAGCAUGUAGACUUGGCCACUAUACUAUUCCAGAAGAGAUGGAUGCGGUCUGUGCUUGGUUGAAUUCAAAGUUGAGCCUUGAGGAUACUUCAUUGGAUAACGGUGUGUAAAGCGGAAGACAGACACAAAAAUAGUAUGGGCAAAUUUUUGGAUGGCAAUGGCAAGGCAACAAUGAAAUCACUAUAAGCACCUUUCUUUUUUUUUUUUUUUUGAUGGGGACACUAUAAGUGCUAUUGGAUGAUGGAUGCAAUGUGGACUUUUUCGCUUUUACAUUUCAGAUCAGUGUAGGUUUUUGUUUUUCUUUCACUUUGGUGUAUGUAUAACGUGAUGUUAUUUGGCUGGUUGGCUUGCAGUUGGAUAGAACCAUAAUUGAUGAUAGUUUGUACUCGUGAAUCCACUCAUAAGAGGGUUGUUUGGAUUUCA
Messenger RNA from Cannabis sativa, 1482 nucleotides. RefSeq lists its product as uncharacterized. Gene Ontology annotation, molecular function: hydrolase activity. The transcript has 9 exons. Lineage: Eukaryota; Viridiplantae; Streptophyta; Magnoliopsida; Rosales; Cannabaceae. The record is from RefSeq and is a predicted model, not a curated record. Bases 216 to 1034 code for a protein of 272 amino acids.